AUGAAAUCUUUUGACAACAUGCGUGUCAGUUUGUUUCUGUGUUUUUUAGCUGCGCUUACGCAGGCCCAACGUAAUGGUCCUGAACGACGGUUUGAAUUUAAAGCAAGAGAAGAAAAAGCCGACGGAACCAUCAAUCAAAUAGUUUUCCAAACCCUCUCAGCAGUGAAGAAGCAGAUCGAUGAUAUGGCUGCGGACGUCAAAAAAAUUAAACAAAAAUGUGACGAAAAAAUACACAAAGUCGUUAAAAAACUUGGUGCGAUUGGUGACAAUUUAGAUACCAAACAUUUAAGCAAAGGAGAAUCAAAGCUGUUAAAUCAAGUGAUGGUCGAGGGUAUUGCUGUUGAAGCAAUGAGGUUGACAGGAGAUGUUCAUGAUCAAAUGAUGAAAACAUUGGAUAGAGAAAAUGCACCUAUGGCAGCAAAAGUGCUGGUCGCGCAAGUUGUGACAGAGAAAUUAAGUGACGACACCAAGAAGGAAAUCAAAAAACUAGUAAACGGAAAACAGGAUCCGGAUGACGACGUUGGAGUCGCAGACACAGAGCCUCUGACCCCUGAAGAAAUUGACGGUGAGGUCAUCGGGGUCACUGACGACGACCAGGAUGGCAACGGCAACGAACAGACAGACGAAGACGUUGUUGAGUUACAGGAAUAUCCAAUGGACGGCAAUCAGGAGCAGGCCGUUGACGACGAAUCGACAUCGACAGACGACAGCGACAGCGGACCACAAAAGAUGCAAGGAAAUGGACUCGGAUACGGCUCCAAGAAAAAGAUGUGUCUGUUUACACCCCGCAGUAGACAGUACUGCCUUAGUCAGGAGAAGGCUCUCUGAGGACUGAGUGCCUGGUGGAUUCUACUGCUUCAUUUAUUAAGUCGAGCAUUCAAUAAAUAAAUAAAUAACUUUA
Molecule: messenger RNA, 901 nt
Organism: Leguminivora glycinivorella
Lineage: Eukaryota; Metazoa; Arthropoda; Insecta; Lepidoptera; Tortricidae
Exons: 25
Coding region: 1-828 (275 amino acids)
Source: RefSeq, a predicted model, not a curated record